Molecule: messenger RNA, 2637 nt
Organism: Eurytemora carolleeae
Lineage: Eukaryota; Metazoa; Arthropoda; Copepoda; Calanoida; Temoridae
Product: mitochondrial import receptor subunit TOM70
Exons: 26
Coding region: 18-2636 (872 amino acids)
Molecular function (GO): protein binding
Source: RefSeq, a predicted model, not a curated record
UGACUUGAUUUUUUAAAAUGGACGCAGAUGAUGAUGACUUGCUAGAACUAAACGAUCAACAUGAAAUGAAUGACCAUGAUCUCGCGUAUGAGCAAGAUCAUGCAUCUAUAUUGUUGCAUGGAGUCAGAGAUGCGUUGGAAACUGGAUUAUUUACCGACGUGGCAGUUUAUCAGUCUCAACCCCCUGGGAUGGAACCUGUAUAUUUUCAUAGUUUAAUCCUGGCCUGUGGUUCUCCUUAUCUCCGGGUUCUCCUGGAAACAGAGAAGAAUGAGGAUAUAGUUCUCCUGGUUCCUGGUGUAUCAAGGGAUACAAUUCUAAACCUCAGAAACCUACUCUAUACAGGGGAUACAGAGAAGGUGUCUGAUGAACUACUGGGGUUGCUCCAGGUCCUACAAAUACCACCACCAAGACGGAGAGAGGAAAUUAAACCAAUAGAAGAGAGGAGUCGAGUUGAAACUGGAAUUAACCAUGAAACCGAAAUCAACGAAAGAGAAAUAUUUCUGGAUAAAGAGGACACGACCAGUAUUAAAGAUGUUAAUUACAAAAUUAAAGAAAUGAAAAACAAAGAUAUCGAUGAAAGAGGAAUUAUGAAUGAAGUAAACGAGGGAGCGAAGGAAGAAGAAGAAGAUGAUGAAGGUGUAAAGGAAGAGGAAUCAUAUCUUGAGAAUACACAUCUAAAAUUGUAUCUACCAUCCAUCUCACCUUCAGGAACAAAAUUCAAAAGGAAAAGAAUAGAGUCAGAAACAUUAGAAAAAGAAGAGACAGUUCAGAAAAUUAGUAAAACCAGCUUCAACGAAGAAGAUCAAGCAGAGCACAUUGUUCAUGCAUGUAACAUUUGUGAUCGAGUAUUUCCAUCUGGGAGCGAACUGAAAGAGCACAUGAAAAUCCAUUUAGACGUGCCAAUUGAUAAUACUAAACCCUACAAAUGUCAAAAUUGUCCCUCGACGUUUAGAUGGAGAUCAGAGUUUAAACUGCAUUCAGAAUCUAUUCAUGGAAUCAAGGUGAUAGAAGUUCAACGUUGUGAGUUCUGCCCCAAAGAUAUAGUUUGUUCCCGAUAUCGAGAGCAUGUUCGUUCAGUGCAUAAUAAGGAACGACCAUAUUCUUGUGAUGAUUGUGAGAAAACGUUUACUAAACCGAAGGAAUUAAAAAAUCACAAGAGAAGUCACACUGGCGAGAAACCGUACGCUUGUAAACAAUGCGGGGCCCGAUUCUCUAUUUCUCAUUUAUUAUUAAGGCUUAGUGACCUGUCGGUGAUGCAUCAAAAUAUGGCAGCUACUAACGAAAGAUUGGAAAGGUUAGAGGAAGCAAGAAGAGAUUGCGACAGUUCUUUGAAGUGUAAUAACAGGUACGUGAAGGCUCUGGAUCGGCGUGCUAAGGUUCUCCGUAAGCUAGCAGGGAAGCUGACGGGAGGAGAUGAAAACCUAAAUCUCAAGACAGAAUAUCUCAGACAGGCUCUUGAGGAUAUGUCAAUGUGCUGCCAGUUAACCGGCUACCGACAGGAUCAAAUCAUGUUCGUCGACGAAUUGCUUCGAGAGCUUGGUAGUGCUGAGGCUGUUUUGGCCUCCAAGAACAGGAUUCCUGAUCUACCCUCAGCCCACACCAUUCUUCAAUACUUCACAUCCUUUACUCAGGAUCCAUUUAUGAGUGAUGAACAAGGAAGUGGUCCAUAUUUCGAUGCUAAGAAUCACUACAAAAAGGAGGAGUUUGAGAAAAUAAUAGAAAAAUGUGACCAAGAGAUAAACCAAACCCUUCCACAUUCUCUGGAAGCCAAACUGACGAAGGCGACUUUUCUUAUCCUCAGUAAGCAGCACGAGCCAGCCAUGCAAAUACUGAAUGAUGUUGUAAAUGAAUCUGAUGAGAAACCUCUAGUGAAGGUCAACGCACUCAUUAAACGUGGAGCACUGCAUAUUCAGAAGUGUCAAGAUCCUGUAAAAGAUGCUGAAGCUAGUAUUGCAGAUUUUGACGCAGCUUUAGUCGUUGAACCUGAGAGUGCUGAUGUAUUUAUGAACCGAGGUCAGGUUAAACUACUGCUAGACAGGUUCGAUGAAGCUGUUAGUGAUCUUAGCAUGGCGUGUAAAAUUAGGCCUGACUUUGCCCUGGCCCAUGUUCAAAAACUGUACACAGAUUUCUUAGCUGCUCAGCAGACAGGAAACCAGUCUGGAAUCAGCAAGGUUGUAGAAGAGUUUGAAUCAGCGCUGGAUAAAUUCCCUCAAUGCGUGGAAGCAUUUGCUCUCUACGCUAAGAUUCUACAGGAGAAAAAUGAACUGGAGAAAUCAGACGAGAUGUAUCUCAAGGGUAUACAGCUAAAUCCAAAGAAUGGAAAUCUUGUAAUUCACCGAGCACUACUUAAACUUCAGAAGGAUGGAGACGUUGAUCAUACAAUAGGAGAGAUAGCUAAAGCAAUACAGAUUGAUGAUAAGAAUGAGUUUGCCUAUGAAACUUUGGGGCAGAUAGAGAUGCAGAGAGAGAAUUUCGACGCUGCGGCUCAAAACUUUGAUAAGGCAAUCCCCCUGGUGAACACUGAACUAGAGAUGGCCCAUCUCUUUGGUUUAAGAGACACUGCCCUGGCCAAGUUGGUUGCUAAGAAGAAGUUGAGUGAGGUUCCAAGUGGGAUGCAGGAUGUUGGAUUGGACUAAU